Xyrauchen texanus (razorback sucker) is the source of this 3309-nucleotide messenger RNA. Its product is annotated as peroxisome proliferator-activated receptor delta-like. Bases 484 to 2058 code for a protein of 524 amino acids. Gene Ontology annotation, biological process: regulation of lipid metabolic process; negative regulation of inflammatory response; cell differentiation. Gene Ontology annotation, cellular component: nucleus. The record is from RefSeq and is a predicted model, not a curated record. The transcript is spliced from 8 exons. Gene Ontology annotation, molecular function: zinc ion binding; RNA polymerase II cis-regulatory region sequence-specific DNA binding; nuclear receptor activity. NCBI's taxonomy places the organism in Eukaryota, Metazoa, Chordata, Actinopteri, Cypriniformes, Catostomidae.
CCGAGUAAUCAAAGUGAAUGGAGUUACUAGACCAGAUUGGGCAAAAGUUAGUGCUAGAAUAACAGUGCGUUGGCCAUCGUCUGCUCCUUUUUUAAAGGAUUUUCCAGCAAAGUGGUUAGAACAUAAAUUUGGAGGCAGAAACCUAUAUUUCUUAUUUUAAACAUACCUGACAGUAAUCGUUUUGGCAAGAAUAUUUUUCAGCGUGGGCAAAAAAAAGAAAACAUGUUAGCACUAAGCUAGCUGGUGCUAAUAUCAGGCUAGUAUGUGGUGAAUGAGAUACACGGAUACACAGUGAUGGUUAAACUGAUGUAAACCGACGGACUAUGAGCUCUUCGGAGUCUAAAAUCCACUUAAUCACCACACACGAAGACUAUAUUCAUUUUUGAUCAACUGUUUGGAAACUUCGGAACUAGCCCGUAAAACCAAGAGUGGCAAUGUCACGUGAUGGAUGGUUAUGAGUUUUAGCGGCCAGACAGGAAAACCAUGGAACAGGUUGAGCAACCUACCUCAGAAAUUAAAUGUGACAGCCCUGUAGCCCAAAACCAUGUGACAUUGACAGGAAUUAUGGAGGGCCAACCCUCUCCACGGCCAGACUUGAACUCUGCACACGCACAGAUUCUUGAAGUCACAACAUGGAUAGCUGCACAGGAGGAUGAGUCUGCAUCCUCUGAUUGUGGAGGUAUGUCAGAUCUGCAGGAGCUGGGCUCGGUAGCAGCUGAGGAGGGCAGUGAGACAUCUGAUGCUACAGGAAAAGAGGCCUCACCUGGCAGCAAGGGAUCAUGGGGGGUGAAUCUACAGAAUGGAGAUGGAGCAGAGAAGGAGAGUUCUCAAAAGAAAGGCAAUGCUCCCAUAACAGCUCAGACUUUUUCAGAUCCAUUACAGGUUCCCUCCCUCUCAUUGUCUGACCAGUUACAGCUGGGUCGGGACGACCCCAGCAGUUUGGGACUGAAUGUUGAAUGCCGCAUUUGUGGAGAUAAAGCCUCUGGAUUUCAUUAUGGAGUUCAUGCUUGUGAAGGCUGCAAGGGAUUUUUUCGACGUACCAUUCGUAUGAAGCUGGAGUACGAGCGGUGUGAGCGUGCCUGUAAAGUCCAUAAAAAAAACCGGAACAAAUGUCAGUACUGUCGUUUCCAGAAGUGCCUGGCACUUGGCAUGUCCCACGAUGCAAUCAGGUACGGACGUAUGCCAGAAGCAGAGAAGAAAAAGCUAGUGGCAGGGCUCCUCGCUGGGGAGAACCUGCAAAGCUCUGGGGGGGGUGACCUCAAAUCCCUGGCCAAGCAUGUCAACACGGCCUACCUGAAGAACCUCAACAUGACUAAGAAGAAAGCACGGAGCAUUUUGACGGGCAAGACGAGCUGCACAGCGCCAUUUGUGAUCCAUGAUAUGGACUCACUAUGGCAGGCAGAAAAUGGGCUGGUCUGGAACCAGCUUAAUGGAGCGCCACCAAACAAGGAGAUUGGGGUACAUGUCUUCUACCGCUGCCAGUGCACAACAGUGGAAACUGUACGAGAACUCACAGAGUUUGCCAAAAACAUCCCUGGCUUUGUGGAUCUCUUUCUUAAUGAUCAGGUAACGCUGUUAAAAUAUGGAGUUCAUGAGGCCAUAUUUGCAAUGCUCCCAUCUCUCAUGAAUAAAGAUGGGCUGCUUGUGGCCAAUGGGAAGGGCUUUGUGACGAGAGAGUUCCUGCGUAGUCUGCGCAAACCUUUCAAUGAGAUCAUGGAGCCCAAGUUUGAGUUUGCGGUCAAAUUCAAUGCUCUGGAGCUCGAUGACAGUGACCUUGCUCUGUUUGUGGCAGCCAUCAUACUGUGUGGAGACCGUCCUGGACUGAUGAACGUGACACAGGUAGAGCAGAUCCAGGAUAGAAUCUUGCAAGCUCUGGACCAGCAUCUUCAGGUGCACCACUCUGACUCUACUCAUCUCUUUCCCAAACUACUUCAGAAGAUGGCUGACCUAAGACAACUGGUCACAGAGAAUGCCCAACUUGUUCAAUUGAUCAAAAAAACUGAAUCUGAGACCUCCCUCCACCCGCUUUUACAAGAGAUCUACAAAGACAUGUACUGAAUUUAAGACUUAAGUUGCGCUUUCAUUGACUUGACAGGAGUAUGCACUCCAGAAUUCACUCCUGAAUGGAGAGAAUGCACAUAUCUAAAUGGUGCUGGUGGUGCCAUGGGAUUUUUUUUUAAUGAAUUUUGUAAAGGACUUUUACAAAUAUUGAGUUUGAUUACUGACUUUUUCUGAGAUUGUGAGAAGCGUUUUUUUAUUUAAACUCAAAUCUGUUCUUAUAUACAGGACAUUAGACAGUUAUCAUCUAGUUAUCAUUUACUACUACUGUCAUCAUGUUGUUCCUCAUUUGCUUGAUGAGGGUUAACACCUUUUUGAAGUGGUCUUUUUCAGCAUAAUUUUGUUUUGAAAGUACUUUUAAGUGAUAUAUAGUAUGUUUGUUUUUUCCCCCGGACAGAGCACAAAGCAGCUCAGAAUACCACAUAUGGAUGUGUUUUGUGUUUGUGGGGCUUUUAUUUUUGUGAUUCUUUUACUUCCCAUCUUGAUUCUGUUUGAUUAGGCACUUUUACUGAAGUAAAAGGUAUUCUCCACACAAAACUUCACAGCAGACAGGUAUAUUAUUUUGGAAUUGUGUUACUUUGUUGAGGAUGUUGUGUUCAGUGUCAGCUGCUAUAAAUAUAUAUUGGUAUUGAAAAUAAGGACAAAUCUGUUUAUUAAUUUACUUUAGUCAUCAUGCAGACUUUAACUCUUCCUUUGACAUAAACCUUUAACAGUGUGAAAACACCAUCUUUCCAGUUUUAUGGAAGGAAAUGUUGGCUCACUUUGUUCGUAAUAUACAUGUAACAGUUAUGAUGUGCUGAGCCAUUUUUUAUGCAUUAGUAAUGAUGCUUUUAUUAAAGCAUUCUGUCAGUUAUAAGCUUAAGGUUGAAUUUCCUGAAUUAAGACAUGACAUCACUUAUAUUUCAUUGUCUAUUUGAUAAACAGCUAUAUUAAGUAUGUCUCCCAUUAAUAUAUUGAAAUUUCACUCCUUAGGGGUUUUUAGUGGGCAAGUGGACAAUUAGAAAAUAUUGAUUGAAUAUGUUUUGCGAUUUAUGGUCAAACUUGUUACUGUGAAAGAGACAUGAAAUUACAACUAGCAUACUGUACUAAAGCUUAUUCCCAUGCCAUCCUGGACAUGUUUUAUUAUCAUAAUUGCAUCUUAGUAAAAAAUCCACCAAUGUAUUUCUAACUUUCCAGUCUAUGCCAUCUCAGAGGUCAAGAUGCACAGGUGUUAUAAGUUGUUUAAAAUUUGUAUGGAUCGUAGUAAAAAAA